UGGAAAGGUAUUCCCCAAUUUCUCACCCUCUUUAGAGCGAAAUCUCAGAGUAAACCAGCUUAAUCAUCUCUAGAGUCUACCAGAGUCAAGUCCCAAGGAAAGCCACCUGGUGGAAACGGCAUAUUUGAUAGGAAGAAUAAAAGAAGAAUGGAAAGGAAACAGAAAAAGGCAAUAAAAGCAGACUACUUCUCAAGACGUCAUGUUGCGAUUAAGAAGCAAGUAGAGAAACAGAAGAAGUUUGAAAGGGAACGAAAGGAGAAGCAGAAGAAAAAGCAAAUGAACAAGAAUAAAAAUAAAAAUAAGAGUAAAGAUAAGCAGACAUUUAAGAAGGAGAUCAAAGCUAAAUCUCAACAAAAGAAGAGAGAUAUCAAGUCUUUACAGAAGCAGAAGGAAGCUGAGACCAAUGCAAAAGAGUCUAUUCAAGUAUCAGAUGAUGAAGAAAUUAAAUCUGACGAGAUUAUUGAUUCUGAUAGCUCUGAAGAUGUUGUCGCUCAGAAGCCUGCACAUAAAACUUCCCAGAAAAAGCAAAAGAAAGGUUUCCAAAUGCUUGAAGCUAACACAAUCCCGAAAGAAUCAGAACUAGAGUCUGAUAAGAAAGAAAUCCAGCGCCUUGAAAAACUCCUUGGCAUAAAAGGAAACCCCAAGGAAGCUAAGCGCGUAAAAAGAAGACUUGAUGCAGAAAUGGGGCUUGGGCUUGAAUUCAUGGACUUUCUCGACGAAAUCGAGAAUGUCGUCCACCAAGCUGAUGAACAAGAGGAGCAAGCUGAAGGUUAUGAUCGGCCCAAGAUGAAAUUUGAGGAAGAAAGUGAUGAAGAGGAGUACAGAAAAGCUAUUGAGGAAGAUAGCGACCAGAGUGGGUUUGAUGAACCUCAAGAGGAACAGGAAGAGCAGCAAGAGGAAAGUGAAGAUUCUGAAGACCAGGUUAUGGAGGAAGAGAAGGAGGAUGUCCAAGUUAAAGGAAAUAGAAAGGAGGAGGUUGAAAAUAGGGAUUUAGAAGAAGACAAGGGAGAGAAGAGUGGAGAUGAAGGGGAAGGUGAAGGUGAAGAAUCUGAGGAAGAGAAGAGUGGAGAAAGAGAUAAUGAGGAUGAUCAAGUAGAAAAUCAAGAGCCGAUGCUGGAGGAGACUGUUCGAAAUGAAAUUAGGAAGAACAUCGUGUCAUGCUUGAAUAAAUUAUCUGAUGGAAAUACGGAUAUCAUUUUCAAGAAGAUACAUGAAUUCUUGUCUAAUUAUAUUGCAUAUCCAGAAACAAUUUCUGGAAUUUAUUUUGAAGUGUUCAAGAAGAUAUGUAUUGAUUCGAGAGUUCUGAACUCAGCUAUCCUUUCUGUUAACUGCCUGGUAAUUACAGCCCUACAAAGAUUAAUUGGACAAUCUUUCUUCGCUCCAAUUGUCAAUGAGCUUCACACGUUAUUCGUAGAUGCUCAUAAGAAGAUACAUGCAGGAGAAGGUGAUAUAGCUUUUGCUCAAAUGCAGUUAAAGAAUAUUAUUUCUAUUUUCUCUCACUUUUACCUGUUUGAAUCAGUCACUCAUAAAAUCAUUUUUGACGUGAUUGUUCACAUGAUGAAGAACUUCAAAGAAAAGGAUCUAGAGAUGUUGCUAAACUUGCUUCAUAACAUUGGAGGUAUCUUAAGAAAGGACUCUCCAGCUCUUUGUAAAGACAUUAUGCUCUUAUUUGACUCCAAAAAGAUUGAAGCUGAAAUCUCUGCUCCAAAGACUACCCCCAAGGACCAAGAAGAGGAGGUGAAAACUUCCUUUGAGAGGAAAAUAAACUAUCUGUCACAAGAAUUGAAUGAUAUCAAGAACAAUAAGAUUAACUCGAAGUUUACCAACAAUCAUGGGCUAACUUGGUUGAAAAAGAACUCUCAGGUAAAGUCUGAACUCCUCAAGAACCCUCUUGAUGUGGACUUCAAAGUUAUCGAAUCAGCUAAAAAUGGAGUCAAGUGGUGGCUUACUGAUGAAGAGAAGCUCAAGCAGGAGUCAAGCCUCAAAAUUAAUGAAAUUGAGAAGAAGAUUGAUAAGAGCUAUCUCGCUCAGCUGGAAGCUGCUGCUAAAGCUCAGCAUUACGUCACUGACAUUCAGAAGAGUGUUUUCUACACUUUGAUGAGCAGUGAAGAUUACUUAGAUGCCUUCCAGAACAUUCAGAAGCUUGGAUUGAAGAAGAAGCAAGAAAGAGAUAUCAUUAAGGUCAUAAUCCAAUGUUGAGUUCAAGAGAAGGUUUACAACAAGUACUACGCCUUAAUUCUGAAGAAACUUUGUGAUGGAGACAAGACAUUCCAGUACUCCUGUAAAUACACAUUGUGGGACUAUCUCAAGAUCAUUGACGAUCUGGGCGUCAGAAAGAUUGCCAACCUUGCUCGCAUCUACGGGCAUCUUUUUAGCAAGACAAGCAUUCCAAUAAACAUGCUGAAGUAUAUUGAUUUCUAUGAUGAGAUUAACAAGUUUCAGAGGCUCUUUUUGAAUGUUGUCAUGGACGAGAUUUUCUACAGCAAAACAACUCCAAAGGGAACCUCUUCAGGAGGAGAAUUUAAGGUAGCAGCCAAGACAAUCACUGCCGUGUUCGAGAAGAUCAAAACCAACACUGAUAUUGGUGAGUUCAAGGAUGGCCUUUCAUCCUACCUCGCCAGUAAUUACUACAAAUACAGAACUAAGAAGAAGGGAUGUGACGAGAAAGAAAUCUCCUUGCUUGAAAAGAAGCUAAAAAUAGCUAUGGACCUGCUAUCUGAUGCAAAGUAAUUAUCUUCAAUAUGCCCAC
Molecule: messenger RNA, 2749 nt
Organism: Moneuplotes crassus
Lineage: Eukaryota; Ciliophora; Spirotrichea; Euplotida; Euplotidae
Source: the annotation of a GenBank genome assembly